GCCCCGCGCCCCGGCCCCGGCCCCGGCCCCGGAGCGAGUUCAUGGGAGCAUGAAGGAGAUGGUAGGAGGCUGCUGCGUGUGCUCGGACGAGAGGGGCUGGGCCGAGAACCCGCUGGUCUACUGCGAUGGGCACGCGUGCAGCGUGGCCGUCCACCAAGCUUGCUAUGGCAUCGUCCAGGUGCCAACGGGACCCUGGUUCUGCCGGAAGUGUGAAUCUCAGGAGAGAGCAGCCAGGGUGAGGUGUGAGCUGUGCCCGCACAAAGACGGGGCGUUGAAAAGGACCGACAAUGGAGGCUGGGCGCACGUGGUGUGUGCCCUUUACAUCCCUGAGGUGCAGUUCGCCAACGUGCUCACCAUGGAGCCCAUCGUGCUGCAGUACGUGCCCCAUGACCGCUUCAACAAGACCUGCUACAUCUGCGAGGAGCAGGGCCGGGAGAGCAAGGCGGCCUCGGGAGCCUGCAUGACCUGUAACCGCCACGGCUGCCGGCAGGCCUUUCACGUCACCUGCGCCCAGAUGGCAGGCCUGCUGUGCGAGGAAGAGGUGCUGGAGGUAGACAAUGUCAAGUACUGCGGCUACUGCAAGCACCACUUCAGCAAGAUGAAGACAUCCCGGCACAGUGGCGGAGCGGGAGCGGGAGCAGGCGGUGGCAGUGGAGGUGGUGGAGGCAGCAGCAGCAGCAGCAGCAGCAGUGGUGGCGGUGGCAGUGGUGGCAGCGGUGGAGGUAGCACAGGGGGAGGCAGCAGUGGCUUCGUGGCUGGCAGGAGGAGCCGGUCAGCCUCCCCCUCCGCCCAGCAGGAGAAGCACCCUGCCCACCACGAGCGGGCGCCCAAGAAGAGUCGGAAGGACAAAGAACGCCUUAAACAGAAGCACAAGAAGCGACCCGAGUCCCCUGCCAGCAUCCUGACCCCGCCUGUAGUCCCCGCUGCUGACAAGGUCUCUUCCUCAGCUUCUUCUUCCUCCCACCACGAGGGCGGCUCUCAGGAGACCUCGGAGAGCAGCAGGGACUCCAAGGGGAAGAAGUCUUCCAGCCACGGCCUGAGUCACAAAGGGAAGAAGCUGAGCAGCAGUGGGAAAGGUGUGAGCAGCUUCGCCUCGGCCUCUUCCUCCUCUUCCUCCUCCUCCUCCUCCUCCUCCUCCGGGGGGCCUUUCCAGCCUGCAGGCUCCUCGCUGCAGAGCUCCCCUGAAUUCUCCGCCUUCCCCAAGCUGGAACAGUCGGAGGAGGACAAGUACUCCAAGCCAAUGGCCCCCACCCCAUCAGCCCCACCCUCACCCUCCACCCAGGAGCCCCCCAAAGCUGACCUCUUCGAGCAGAAGGUGGUCUUCUCCGGCUUCGGGCCCAUCAUGCGCUUUUCCACGUCUGCCUCUGGCUCGAGCCGGGCCCGGGACCCCUCCCCGGGGGACUAUAAGUCUCCCCACAUUUCGGCGUCAGGGACAUCAGCCAGUACCCACAAGCGGAUGCCCACCCUGAGCGCCACCCCUGCGCCCACUGAGGAGCCCCUGGAGCCAGGGCUGAAGGAGAAGAGGCACAAGGCCAGCAAGAAGAACCGACAUGGGCCUGGCCGGCCAAAGGGCAGUCGGAACAAGGAUGGCACGGGCACUCCUGUGGUUCCCAUCCUGCCUGCUGCCCAGCUGGCUGGCUUCACUGCCACUGCUGCCUCCCCCUUCUCUGGGGGCUCCCUGGUCAGCUCUGGCCUCGGAGGUCUGGCCUCCCGCACCUUCGGACCUACGGGGAGUUUGCCCAGCCUGAGCCUGGAGUCCCCGCUGCUGGGGGCAGGCAUCUACACCAGUAAUAAGGACCCCAUUUCCCAUGGUGGCAGCAUGCUGCGGGCCGUGUGCAGCACGCCCCUCUCCUCCAGCCUGCUGGGGGCCCCCGGCACCUCUGCCCUGCCCCGGCUCAGCCGCUCCCCUUACACCAGCACCCUGCCCUCCUCUUCCACGUCCAUCUCCACCACUCAGGUGUUCCCCCUGGCUGGCUCUACCUUCAGCCUCCCCUCUACCCACAUCUUUGGGACCUCUGUGGGCACCGUGAACCCGCUGCUCACCCAGGCUGAGAGCAGCCACACAGAGCCAGACCUGGAGGACUGCAGCUUCCGGUGCCGAGGGACCUCCCCCCAGGAGAGUCUGUCUUCCAUGUCCCCUAUCAGCAGCCUCCCUGCACUCUUCGACCAGACCGUAUCUGCACCCUGCGGUAGCGUCCAACUGGAUCCGGUAGCCCCGGGGACGACGAACAUGGAGCAGCUGCUGGAGAAGCAGGGCGAUGGCGAGGCCGGCGUCAACAUUGUGGAGAUGCUGAAGGCGCUGCACGCGCUGCAAAAGGAAAACCAGCGGCUGCAGGAGCAGAUUCUGAGCCUGACAGCCAAGAAGGAGCGGCUGCAGAUUCUCAAUGUGCAGCUCUCCGUGCCCUUCCCCGCCCUUCCCGCUGCCCUGCCUACCGCCAACGGCCCUCUAGCUGGGCCCUAUGGCCUGCUUCCCCAAGCCAGCAGCAGCGACUCCCUGAGCACCAGCAAGAGCCCUCCGGGCAAGAACAGCCUUGGCCUGGACAACUCGCUGUCCACGUCUUCGGAGGACCCACACUCAGGCUGCCCGAGCCGCAGCAGCUCAUCGCUGUCCUUCCACAGUACGCCCCCACCGCUGCCCCUGCUCCAGCAGAGCCCUGCCGCCCUGCCCUUGGCCCUGCCCGGGGGCCCCGCACCGCUCCCGCCGCAGCCACAGAAUGGGCUUGUCCGGGCACCCGGGCCAGCAGGGCUGGGGGCUGGGCCUGCAGCUGAGGGACUGCUGGGGGGGCUGGCCAGCAGUGGGGGCCUGCCCCUCAAUGGGCUCCUGGGGGGGCUGAAUGGGGCUGCCGCCCCCAACCCUGCAGGCUUGAGCCAGGCUGGUGGGGCCCCCACGCUGCAGCUGCCAGGCUGUCUCAACAGCCUCACCGAGCAACAGAGACACCUCCUUCAGCAGCAGGAUCAGCAGCUCCAGCAGCUCCAGCAGCUCCUGGCCUCACCGCAGCUGACCCCGGAGCACCAGACAGUGGUCUACCAGAUGAUCCAGCAGGUGCAGCAGAAGCGGGAGCUGCAGCGGCUGCAGAUGGCCGGGGGUUCCCAGCUGCCCAUGGCUGGCCUGCUGGCCGGAAGCUCCGCCCCAUUGCUCUCAGCUGCAUCCGCGCCUGCUCUGCUGCCCGCUGGAGCCCUGGUGGCCCCCUCACUGGGCAGCAACACGAGUCUUAUGGCUGCAGCAGCGGCAGCAGCAGCUGUGGCAGCGGCGGGAGGACCCCCAGUCCUCACUGCCCAGACCAACCCCUUCCUCAGCCUGUCGGGGGCGGACAGCAGUAGCAGCGGCCCCAAAGGAGGGACUGCUGACAGAGGAGCCUCAGCCAACCAGGAGAAAGGCUAAAGCCCAUCAUGCCCUUCCUGAGCCCUGCAUGGAGGGGACACGUCCUGACUAGAAGGGUCCAAGCCUGGAGCAGGCAGCUGGGCCCAGGCACUGGCGAGCCCGGGCUGGAGCCCUUGCAAAGGCCAGGGGCGCAUGGGAAUGUGUUGCCUCGGACCAAGGCUGGGAGGGCAUCCAGCCUGGGACCCUUCCUCUGCGCUGGCCACCGCGAGAGGCCAUGAAGGGGAUGCUGGGGUGGUGUGCGUGGGGGGCUUGGACCCGCCACAUAAAAUGGAUCAGCACUUAAACCCGAGAGAAGAGAAGGGGUGGCCCUGAGCUGGCCCUGAGUGGAAAUCUAGGGAAGAACGGUCCCCCUCGCUUGGGAGUUUCUGCUCCACCUGGGCGGUGGCAGAAGGGUCCAGCGACUGUUUCUCACUAUCCCUUUCCUCACCCAGGGUCACAAGCUGAGCUUGUAAAAGCCCACAGAUGGGAGCUGAGGAAGGGCAGGGCAUCAGCACCAGCCAGGCCCCUGGCGCCCCAAGGGGCCCAGCAAUGGGGGGAGGCGCUGGCUGUCCUCAGCACCCCUCCUUGUUUGCACUAUUGGCUUGAGGAGUGUGGAGGCUGGGGAGAGGCACGAGUGUGUGAGUGUGUGUGCGUGGGAGUCUGUCGUGUGUCAUCUGUCUUCCUUCCCCUGGGCCUGGGGCAGCUGAGGGUAGGGAUGGGAGCGCCGGUUGGUCGGCAGCAGCAGGGACCCAGCUCUGGUCUGUGCCCUCCCCACCUCCCGCACCUUGGUACCAGAGCAUGGCAGGGGCUGGGCUUUGAAUCAGGGUGAUAGCCUGCCUUCCCUCCCCUACACCCCACUUGGUCUCAGGGUUCCCUGACCCCCUGCUAGUUUGACCUUUCUUCCUUGGCCUGAGGGGAGAAGCCCUGGAACUUGGGGGAAGGGACAAGGCGGGUAAAGUGCCACUUUUAGCAAAAGUCCCGUUUGCAGACUUGGCCAGCCUGCCUCCUGCCCCUACAGUCACAGAGCCACUAAACCCACCUCACCGCUGGCCCCUCGCCCGCAGCUGUGUUGGGGUACAGGGGGCAGUGCUUUUCCUAGCACUAAUUUGCCUGGACCUCCGGCAUGAAGGUCAGGUGGGUAGCUGUUCAGUUGCACUGGGGUGGAUGCCCCUUCUUCUGUCUAUUCGUCCGUCCGUCCGUCCGUCUGUCUGUCCAUCUGUCUGGCUUGCAUGUGUGCAUAACUGUGUUUCUGCUCGGGGUUUUGUUGGGGGUUUUUUGGUUGGUUUUUUUUUUUUUUUAAAUAAAGGAAAGAAGAUGUGUAUAUUUUUGGCAAUGACAGAAAUGUAGUGCAGAUAUAUUUUUGCCUGUGCUGCUUAACUGUUUUUGUUUUUGUUUUUGUUCUUUUUCUGAUACAGAAAAUAUCAAUAUUCCCAUUGAUAAGACUUUGUAAGCUCUUAGGGCGCUAUGGACAGGGUGGGUGGGAGUCCUUCAGAGAUUUCUGAGGCACUUGCAAGGGCUUGGGGGUGGGAAGAAAGGAACAGUUGUGAUGACCUCAAAAUCCUCAUUUUUUUUUUUAUUAAAUGCUAAAUAUCAGUUAGACAUGUUAGAACUGGGCAUUUUAUUCAUCUUGAUCUAUUCUGCUCUUUACUGCCCUGUCCCCAAAGUGAUCCAGAGAUUCUCCACAGAGUUGUUCCUUCACACCCUGCCUAGCCCAGGGCUGAAGGCUACUUUGUCCCUUCCCUCCCAGCAGCAGAAGGGAAAGGGCAUUACACCCAGGCUUUGGCAGGAGGCCAGGAGUGGUUUAGUGCACUGGAACCCAGACACCCGGGCUUGUCCACCCCACCCAUCCCAACCCAGUCACCUGCAUCUCCGGCUCUGUCCCUCAAGUUUCCCAGCCCUUAGGCUGUGGUGGGGAGGCUGGACUUGGGGACGUGGGACACAGGCCCAUUAGGAGUCCACUGGGAAAGCUAUGAAGUCUCCUUGGGACAGGACAGACACACAAGGCAGCUGUAAGGCCCUCUCCCUCCCCCGGCCUCCUUCAGCUGACAGCGAAGUGGGGUGGGGUGGUGUGCAGAUUUGUGGCAUUCUGGGGGAAGGGAAGGAUGUGGUUUGCAGAGUGGAAGUGGUGUCCGCGAGUGCUUGGCUGGAGCUCUGUCCCCACCCUCAGCAGGGAGAUGUGAGUGGGUAUGUGUGCCAGGCCCCUGCUGGCCAAGGGGUCACUCCUGGAGUAGGGUGUGUCAGCUGACCCCUUGCUUCCCUGGUGACAGUUGGCAGGCCCAGAUGGGCAGGGUACCCCAACCUAACUACCACCUGUCUGUCUGCUCUUUAGCUCUCCUGUAGGUUUUGUGAAUGCAUAUGUGUGUGUUUGUGUGUGUGUGAGAGAGACACAGGCUAUACCUACGCUGGGAGUUUGUCUUUAGCUCUGAGCUGAUGGGUCCUCUUCAUAGACAAUGACACUUCAAGGGGUGCCUUUAAAGUAGUUUGUCCUUUGUGGGUUUCAGGCUCUGGGGUCUCUUGCUUUCUUGUGGAAUCCCUGACUGAGGUUGGUGAGGGGACCCUUGUGCCGAGACCUAGGAAAGCAGUCACCCCAGACUCAAAGAGCCCAGAUUUAGGGGGUGCAUAAGCCAGAGUUGGCUCUGAGAAGGAGUGACCUUCAAGUGACCCUGUACCAGGCUGGAAAUGCUGGACAGGUUUGCUGAGACCCAGGCUCCCCUGCAAGCUUGCAGCGUCUUCCCGGUCUUCCUAAGUCAGGGUGAGGGGUGGCAAUGUGUCCCCUGUUCUUUAUCCCAGUGUGUUCUCCUGGAGAGAAGGGUGGAGGGGCUUUCUACUGGGGACAGGAAGGUAGGGCCAAGCAACCCUGGAUACCCUCCCAGCCACACAAAAACACAUUCUCACCAGAGUUGGCUUUGUCUUGCUUGUCUUGCUCUAAGCAGUCAGGUUAGUGCCCACAGUAGUCCACUGCCCACUUUCUCCAGCCCAAGGUAGGAGAGGGGUGUUUGGAAUGCAGAUCCAGACCCCAACCUCCUCUUCUAUCCUAGCCUGUUUGUAGCAGACCCUUCCGAGGGGGUAGAGAGGGGAAGCUUCAGUUUGCAAACCCAGAGAUCCCUUUAUCAGUCUUUCUAAAGACUCCUUUUUAUCCUCAGCCCAAAAAGCAAUGCUCCCACCCCAUAUCUCCAAGCCCAGAAUUGUGCAUAACCCAGAUCUUGUAUCUUUGUAUAACGGAUGUUAUUUGUACGAGGAGCAGUUCGUAAACAGCACUUGUUCUUUUAAUAAAAGACUUUUACAAAAAAAAAAA
Molecule: messenger RNA, 6656 nt
Organism: Cavia porcellus (domestic guinea pig)
Lineage: Eukaryota; Metazoa; Chordata; Mammalia; Rodentia; Caviidae
Gene: Mllt6
Product: MLLT6, PHD finger containing
Exons: 20
Coding region: 50-3382 (1110 amino acids)
Biological process (GO): regulation of transcription by RNA polymerase II
Cellular component (GO): nucleus
Molecular function (GO): histone binding; nucleosome binding
Source: RefSeq, a predicted model, not a curated record